AUCUCUAUUGGUGCUGACAGAUGAUUAAUGACCCCAGCCCCCCUUUACCCCUUUGAUCGUAGUCCUUUGAUCUCUAUUGGUGCUGACAGAUGAUUAAUGACCCCCGCCCCCGGACCCCUUUUGAUCGUAGUCCUUUGAUCACUAUUGGUCAUGGCAGAUGUUUAACAACUUUGAAGUUUAGCGCAUGCGUGCUAGGCGUGUUAUGGGUUAUGUCCGUACAUGUCCCCCCUAGAAAAAAACGUAGUGUGUGGAGGGGGCGUGUUUAGCGCAUGCGUGCUAAUGCGUGUUCCGGGGACAUGUCCGUACAUGUGAAUCGGAAGUAGUAGGGCGUGUUUAGCGCAUGCGUGCUAAUGCGUGUUCCGGGGACAUGUCCGUACAUGUCCUAACGAAGAAUCGGAAGUAGUAGGGCGUGGCUAGCGCCUGGGCUAGUCGUAGCCAAAGCGAGCUAACCGGCAUUCUCAACAAGCUACCGUGAGGGGAGCCAUGAUUAACGAGACGUGUGUUAACAUUAGCCCUCAGCUGGUGAAGACUGCUUUUUACCAGGUUGGUCACAUUAUAUGAAAUUAUUGAUCAUUUAGUGAAAGGAACAGCAUCAUAAAACAUAAUAUCCUCUUACUUGUUAAUUUUUAAACCUAACUUAACCUAACCUAACCUAUUGAACUCGCCUAAGUAUCCUUGAGCAAGGUACUGAAUCCCUCAAUGCUCCUGGUGACGCAACACCAGUAGGUAGAUGGCAAUGUAGUGUAUGCCAUGAAGUCUAUUCUUUUUAGACUAAUAAUGACUCAAAAUGAGCUCCAAAAUGUAAUGCUACUGGAAGGAAUCUCAAGUCUGUACAGAAAAAUGGUUGAAGCAUGACGCAGUCCUGCAGAUGUUAUUCCUAUUGCAUGAUAGUUUACGCGGACCUGUGUAUCAGUGGGGGGAGACGCUGCAAAAACGCGGCAUUUUUCAACAAAUGUAUGUCUACACACAUAUACAGAUCUCAUGUUUGUGUUAAGAUGGGUAUCUGUGCAAUCUCAAAGGCGUUAUCAGUGGAGAGAAACGAAGCAUUUUUUUCAACAAAUGUAUGUCCACUCAGCAAAAUGCAGAGCCCCAUGUUCAUUUAAAGAUCAAGGUCAUAAAACAUUUUAAAAAUCAAAAACUACAAAAUACGAUUACGUAAAAAUGGGUGGGGAAAACCCUAUAAAUUCGCUAUCUCCUCGCCUUCUUCGUUGUCCGUUCAACAUACCUGAUACCAAAUGGCCAGAGAGGUUAAAGAAAUCAACAUUUCAAACUAUGAGUUGGACCUAAGGUCUGAUGCGGAGGACACUGAAUUGACACAUCACGCGUCGACACCGGCUUCUUCGCCAUCCCUACUAUGGGACCUUGGUGAUUCGGAGGCUGAUCUUAAUUAUUCUUCGCAAUCGACUUCGGAUAACGACAUACAGCCGCACGACUGGCGUAGGCCAUUAUCGCGAUCAAGUGAGGAGGACAGUGGCUAUUAUUCACAAUCUAAUGGCCUAUCCACUCCACCAAGAGCAGCAACAGCAUACUUAGCAGAUGCCUCUACACAAACUGACAUAUUCAUUAAAUCAGAAGCUGUCGAUGAGCCAGCCAUCUUAGUUGGUGAGAAUUUUAUAUUUACCCCCUCGGUGAUUCGAUACGCACCACCAGCGCAGGUGUUAGUUGCGGAUGCAACUGCGCAGAUUGAUGAGUUAUUCAUUCAACCAAACGCCGCCCCAAAACCUGCAAUAGUUGCGGAUGCAACUGCGCAGAUUGAUGAGUUAUUCAUUCAACCAAACGCUGCCCCAAAACCUGCAAUAGUUGUGGAUGCAACUGCGCAGAUUGAUGGGUUAUUCAUUCAACCAAACGCCGCCCCAGCGCAUGUGUUAGUUGCGGAUGCAACUGCGCAGAUUGAUGAGUUAUUCGUUCAACCAAACGUUAUAAUUCCACGUCUCAUCAGGAGCGGGCCGCAUGAGCUUCCUCGGGAACCUGGCACCCCGUUUGGAUUCAUUAUUGACGAAGCGAGAGGUCGAUAUUAUUCAUAUUAUUUUGUCUGAUUUGCUAUCCUGAUUAAAAAUGGAUGAUUCUAUUCCUGACAUACCGUGUGAAUUUCAAGAUUUUAUCAAUCAAAUAAACGAGCAAAUGGUGUCACAGCCUGAUAUACCUUACGAACUGUUGGAUAUUGUCAGCGGAAUAAACAAUGUGAAUCAGGUAAACAAUGAGAUGGCAUUUGAGCAACACAACCCAGACACGCUGAUUGAUUCAGAUGAUCCAUUUGUAGCCAUUCGAUCAAUAGAUGAUUUUGUCGAUUUCUUUCAGCCUUUACAAAACGCUUUAAUACAACUUAAUCAACCGAGCAAUGUUCCAAACGAAUCAACUGACAGUGUCAUGCACAAUGAUGUACAAGCUGACACACAGGAGCAAACUGACAGUGUCAUGCAUAAUGAUGUACAAGCUGACACACAGGAGCAAACUGACAGUGUCAUGCACAAUGAUGUACAAGCUGACA
Molecule: messenger RNA, 2488 nt
Organism: Corythoichthys intestinalis (scribbled pipefish)
Lineage: Eukaryota; Metazoa; Chordata; Actinopteri; Syngnathiformes; Syngnathidae
Exons: 14
Coding region: 1236-2036 (266 amino acids)
Source: RefSeq, a predicted model, not a curated record